Saccostrea cuccullata (small rock oyster) is the source of this 839-nucleotide messenger RNA. RefSeq lists its product as uncharacterized. NCBI's taxonomy places the organism in Eukaryota, Metazoa, Mollusca, Bivalvia, Ostreida, Ostreidae. Gene Ontology annotation, molecular function: protein binding. Bases 33 to 839 code for a protein of 268 amino acids. The record is from RefSeq and is a predicted model, not a curated record. The transcript has 2 exons.
CAAAGCCGUCAAGCGCAUUUUAUAUUCUAAACAUGAAUUUAUUUCUUGUGUAUAUAUUGACAGUUUUUGUGACUCUUGGAACAGUAAUUGGUGAGGAUGAAAGUGCUACAUUGCUGAAAAUUAUUGAAAAACACGAACUGAUGAUUCGACGUCUAGAGGAAAAGAUAGAUAAACAAGACAAAAGAAUCGCUGAACUUGAAAGAGGAUGUGAUCAUCGGGUGCAGAAAGUUUCGGAUAUCCAUGAUGCGGCCAAUCCGUAUGAAGAUGAAGUGCAUUAUCAUGGACGAAAUGAAACGGAGAAACCAAGAGAUUUGAAAAACACAUUAAAAGCUGUGACUCCAAGGAAAAAUAACAAAGGAGAGAAUAACGUAGUCACCAGCAAUCUGAAGCACCGAAGGUUUCUAUUGGAAACUCCAACGCCCUCAGCUAAAACAUCAACUGUCAUAGGUUUUUACGCAUAUCUCGGAACUCACGAUUCUUCGCCAGCCCCCAACAAAGUCAUCGUAUUUGAUACCAUCAAAGCAACCUCUGGUCACGACUAUAACCCCUACAGCGGAAUCUUUACCAUUCCCGAAAGUGGGAUGUACGUCUUCACUUGGACGAUCGAAUGCGACGGAAAUGGCCAAAUCUUCACCAAAAUCGUAAAGAACUCCAGCGUAUUUGGUUCCAUUGCGUCUGACAGCAACCAUGAAAUAGAGUAUCGCAUGUCAACCGGUGUAGCAUUGACUCUGGCAAAUAAAGGCGAUAUUGUAUUUGUUCAAGUGCACAGUGCACAGAAUACGAAAAUUCAUAGCUCCGAUUACGCAAGAUCUUCAUUCAGUGGCUGGAAAUUAAAUUGA